AUGUCCGCCCCCUUCGAUGUCAUCGCAAUCCUCAAGCCCAAGCCCGGAAAAGCCGACAGAGUAGUAGAACUCCUCCAAAUAGCCGCAGACUCCGUGAAAGCGAAAGAGCCAGGAACACUCAGGUACCAGAUCAAUCGCGAAACAAAGGGCGAUGCGCCGAGCAUCGUGAUGCUGGAAACAUACAAAGAUCAGGCUUCGCUGCAGGCACACGGUUCAAGCGAUCACUUUAAGGAGAUGGGCAAGUCGUUCAAGGAGGAGGAUUUAUUGGCGGAGCCGAUGUCGGUGCUGUUUACGAAGGAUGUUGGGGGUUUCGUUAGCAAGUUGUAG
Molecule: messenger RNA, 327 nt
Organism: Didymosphaeria variabile
Lineage: Eukaryota; Fungi; Ascomycota; Dothideomycetes; Pleosporales; Didymosphaeriaceae
Exons: 3
Coding region: 1-327 (108 amino acids)
Source: RefSeq, a predicted model, not a curated record